ACUAUAUUGACAAAUACUAUAAAGCAGAUUGCAGAAUAAGUAACUGUUUGUGAACGGAAUUCGCACAGUAGUAACGACUUCCAAGUUACUGUAGUACAUGUAGCGCACUCGAACAGUUUCAAACUGAUCAUCGCGGAAACAUAUGUUCAUGACAGUGAACUGAUAAGGAAGCAGCAUCGAGUCCGCAAUCUUAAGAACAGAGCAACAAAGUUGUGCUUGUUAAGAACGCUCACAGAGAAAUGGCGCCAUCAUUUUGGUAUUUCGUCUUGAUAGGACUGUGUAUCUUGGCACAAAUUGUCGACGGUCGGCGGGAAAUAAAGUUCAACUGUACUUUGACGGCAAACUACUACGACUGCCUGUUUCGCGAUGUGAUCAUUAGAAGCGAGUCAGAAGCCGACAGUAUCUUCUUCGGUGAGCAGAAUUUCAACGAUACAAGUAUUGCAUUCCGCGAUUGUUCGAUGGUGGUGCUACCGAAAAAAAUAUUCGAAACAUUUCCUGCAAUUCAGUAUCUUUCGAGUGAUGCGUGCAAUAUCCAGAAGCUCCUUGGUGGCACCUUUGCAAACGCACAACGACUGCAGGAGCUGCAUUUGUAUAACAACAAAAUUUCCAAACUGAAUAACUUUGUGUUUAAUGGUGCACUGCAACUGGAGAUUUUAUCGCUGUACAACAAUACCAUCAAAUAUCUUGAGGAACAUGCAUUUGACGGACUAGGUCAUUUGCGGCAGCUAUACAUGGACGAUAAUUUGAUUGAAAAGUUACCGGAGAGUUUAUUUUCCGGAUUAGAAGAACUUCAAGUGCUGGAAUUGCAGAACAACAAAAUUAAAGAAAUUAACGAUGACCAAUUCAUUCUUUGCUCGAUGUUAAGAGAACUGAAUCUUUCUACAAAUAUGAUCAAUACAUUCAACAUGACGCAGCUCGUUGGAUUAAACAAAUUGGAAAUAUUAGAUAUAGGUAAAAACUAUUUGGACGAAGUUCUUGUGACCAAAUAUCUUCGUACCUUAAAUGCACAGGAAAACCAAGUCAGCAGAAUACUAAUGGAUCAGGGUGAUUUCUUUCAACUGACUCACCUAAAUCUAUCACGUAAUAAUAUAGCCAACAUCAACAAUAUUUUCAAAUUCCGUAAUUUGAUUGAACUGGAUGUGUCCUACAAUGAGCUCAUAACAAUCGAUUUUGUAAUAUUCGCCUUCAUGAAAAACCUCAAGGAAAUAAAACUGAACAACAAUCACCUGUGGAUUAUAGACAAUGGCAUUCCGGCACCAGCGAAAUCACUUCGAAACCUGAAUCUCGCUCACAACAAAUUUUUAUUCAUUGAUUUAGCAGUUUUCGAUACAUUUCCGGCACUGGAAAACAUCUAUCUCCAUGGGAACGAGCUAAUCGAUAUGCGUAUCGAGGAUGUGGAGCAAAACUUCCCCUACCUGUCGCUUGUUUCCACCGACAACAACGACUGGGACUGUAUUAAUUUGAUGAACAUCGUUACCACGCUGGAGCGGGCUUACGUAAAGUGGUCCGCCGGAAAUCGCAACUGCACCAAACCUGAACAGCACAAGUUUAUCUGCUGCACUUCGAUGGAUCAUCAUCUAAGGGAGAAAAUCGUACGUCUCACCAAAGAGAUCUACAAAUCCCGGAAGAUGAUUAAACAGUUGAUCAUGGAGAAUGCUGAGCUGCGAACGGAGGUGGAAACUCAAUUUCUGCCUACCGAUUGAAGAAUAUGCUACAGGCAAAUACCAAGCUUACCAAAAGAGGCUUCGAAAAAGAGUUAUAUAAGUAUUAUAUAAGAAAUUCAGUAAAUAUACUAGUUUAUUUGUUUGCCGUGAAAGUAAACCUCUGUGCAUGACCAAGUGAAUUGAAUGAACUGCAAUGACCUACUCAAAAUCUUAGUCCUUGUGAAUAAAAACUUACCUGUUAAUAAGAAUUGAUAUUUUUAUUUAUAUAAAUAAUGAAGUAUGUUUAUAUAAGACAUGGAAUGUUCAUACCGGUGAUCAAACGUAAUUUGUUAUAGCUCGGGGCGCCCCUAAGAUCGUUUAAUAUGUGCGAUGAAUAGAAUAAAUUUG
This is a messenger RNA of Topomyia yanbarensis, 2051 nucleotides long. RefSeq names its product leucine-rich repeat-containing protein 15-like. The coding region runs from base 240 to 1703 and encodes 487 amino acids. Gene Ontology annotation, molecular function: protein binding. The transcript has 2 exons. The record is from RefSeq and is a predicted model, not a curated record. Lineage: Eukaryota; Metazoa; Arthropoda; Insecta; Diptera; Culicidae. Gene Ontology annotation, cellular component: extracellular matrix.